ACUACUGCGAAUGGGCUGUGACGUAGAGAGCAAUCAGGGCUCCAGUCGAAGUUGAGCUCGCUCCGCACUUUUCCUGUCAGCACUGGACCGAGUUUGGAUCACAACCUCCGUAACUCCUUCAGAACCCUCCCGAGGAGUCAGAGCAGAUACCCCGAGUGGGGGAAACAGCACCGAGCGGGACCGGGGCCACAUGGACGCGCCAUGUAGCUGCAGACACGGCGGUGGACUUCUUCGUGGUUUCGCUCAAGAAGAGGCGAAGUGAGCUGCGAGAUAAACAUGCUCAGCCCGACGCCGGCCUCCCUGCUGCCUCUUCUCCUGCUCUGUCGGAUUUCUUUCUGCCAAUAUUCAAGCGACCAGUGCAGCUGGAAGGGCAGUGGUCUGACUCACGAAGGCCACGCCAGGGAUGUGGAGCAGGUGUAUUUGCGUUGCUCCCAGGGCUCCCUGGAGUGGCUCUAUCCCACGGGGGCGAUCAUCGUCAACCUCCGACCCAACACGGUCUCCCCCGCCGCCGCCCGCCUCUCCGUCUGCAUCAAACCCUCAGCAGAAUCCAGCGGCACCAACGUCUACCUGGACCGUAACGGCAAGCUGCGGUUACUGCUGCGGGAUCAGGACCAAGCUCAGGGCAAGGUGCAGUGCUUCAGUAUCCAGGAGGGGGCUCUCUUCAUCGAGGCCGUCACGCACACGGACAUCAGCCGGAGGAUCACGGCCUUCCAGUACGAGCUGGUCAGCGACAGGCUGGGGCCGGAGGCACGCUUAGUGGGAGCACCCUGUCAGCCCUGCAGCGACGCUGAGAUGCUUCUAGCCGUCUGCACCAAUGACUUCGUGGCUCUGGGUAGCAUUAAGAAGGUGGAGUUGGAGGAGGAGCACUCGUCUGUCACUGUGGAGCUCAGCCGCCUCUACAGACAGAAAACCCAGGUCUUUUUAUCCGGGGGUGUGAGGGUACGGAGGUGGACUGGCCAGAUCAAGAUGCCCCUGCAGUGUGGGGUGAGGUCUGGGGAGGGUGAGUUCCUCUUCACCGGGACAGUGCGGUUUGGGGAGGCCUGGAUGGGAUGCGCCCCGCGCUACAAAGACUUCCUGCGGUUGUAUGGCGAGGCGGAGCAGCAGGGGACCAACCCCUGUCAUGUGGACACGGACUAAGUGUGUUACCUGCCCUCGCUUUGAACUAAGACUAAGUCCUCACUGGGUGGGGAGGAGAGCUGACCCUAGAGUUCAUACUAAGGAGAGGAAGAGGCUGACAGACUGGCCCAGUGGCAGAUUCUCUCUCCUCUCCUGCUGUCUUGUGAUUCUGUGGAGACAAAGACUGUAGCUCCUGAAUGUUGCCAAGCAGCAUGCUGGACGGACUUGGCUCUCAAAGUCAAACGUGAUGCAAACGUGGAAUGUGUUCGGACUGCUUUUCUUCGCGGACGAGUAACUCCCAGGAUUUAAAUGUAGCAAACCCCCAUUUGGUCUUUAUUUGUAUAAAAUGUGAAUGAACAUUGUAUAUUUUGACGCUCUGCGUGCUUUGUAAAAAAAAAAAGAAAAAAAAAAGCUUGAUGUACAGUUUUGAAGUUAUUACUUAUGAAAGAAAUGUAUAAAGUGAAAGCCUGUUAUUUUUAUUUUGUUUAAAAAAAUGAUUCGCAAUUUUAAUGCCUGAAUUCAUGUGGUUUUUUUCAGGCUGUACAAUUGUAGAAAAACAAACCAAAAAAAAAAAGCAAAAACUUUUUUGCCAUUGAGAAU
This is a messenger RNA of Anoplopoma fimbria (sablefish), 1716 nucleotides long. It is a transcript of the gene metrnla, whose product is annotated as meteorin like, glial cell differentiation regulator a. Gene Ontology annotation, molecular function: hormone activity. The transcript is spliced from 4 exons. The record is from RefSeq and is a predicted model, not a curated record. The coding region runs from base 277 to 1137 and encodes 286 amino acids. Lineage: Eukaryota; Metazoa; Chordata; Actinopteri; Perciformes; Anoplopomatidae. Gene Ontology annotation, biological process: positive regulation of brown fat cell differentiation; energy homeostasis.